GUUUCUGACAAGAGUCUGGCCUUGUGUUUGAACCUGGACACUGUCACUUACAGAGUCAAGGAGAUGCCUCCAGGAGACAGCAACUCAUUCUCUUCCCUCCACUGCAGGCUUUCCCCGGCAGCACCUGCUUCAUCCAUGGCCAAGCCGACUUCUGCCAAAGUGGACAAUAACGAAGCAACUUCAGAUAUUAAUAUGAAACGUUCAGCUAGUUCUGAUGAACGGGACGAGUCCACAGCCAAAAGGUUUAAGAUAUCAAAUGUGUUGGCUCCAGCUAGAGACAAGAGGAUGUCUUCAUCUGUUGCUGUGAGUGUGGCUAGUACAUUCCCAAUAGCUGCAACUACAGCAAAGUGCACAGAGAGCAGAAUCAACCUGAUCAAUGCUGAGCCAACUGUGUCGUCUGCAUUAUCGUCCUUACCUUCAGCCAUAUCACUUCAGUCAGCUCAAGUACAUGGCCAUUCGUCAACCGUUUCCUUACCAACAUCAUUACUGUCGUCAUCGUUGUCAUCCCACAGUGUUACUACAGCAUCUAAAUCUACCUCAUUAAAUAUUCGUUCCCCCUACAUACACAUUUCCUGCCCCACAACAAAGCAACAGCCAGUCUCCAACACAGUGGGCGGCCCCAGGAAGCACAGUCCGGCCUCCAGCAAGACCUCUAAGAGUCAUCCAGUGACAGUUGCCAUCACUGAAUCUGCUUGUGUGCCUGAGUCCAAAUCACACAUGUUGCCUUACAUCAUCAGCAGCUGCAGCAGUUCUUCAAUGGGACAUCAGCAGAAGGUGAUUUUUGCGACAUCAGAAAACCAGACCCUGCCAACAGGCAACAGCAUACCUGUAGUCCUGGCCGCCCCAGGUACCCAGCAGCUCAUCAGCUCUGCAGCUGUGCUACUGACCACCAGCUCAGUGAGUUCAGGAUCUAAUAUGAUGGUCAGGCAACCAGCUCGGUCUCAUCAACCAAAUGCCCAUGUUCUCACAAAUCCGUCAACAUCUUCCAGGUCCCAGAAAGGAAGCUCACCCUCAUCAUCACUGUUUCCCUCACCUUCUGUAUCUUCUAGCCAAACACUGGCAGGGUCCACACAUCCACGGUCUCUCCUAGGAAUCGUGAAACCCACCCAAGUCAGAGUGUCCAGGCAGCUGUUUCACGAGACCACCAGUCUACCUCUGACUUCUUCAGUUGUUACUAAUGGCCACAGUUCCAUAAAGCCUGAAGUAGCAUCCAUGGACUUGCAUCCUCUGUUACAGAAUUUCAACGUAAAGACCGGAGUCACACAUGCAGACUUAAAUUCAAUGUCAGCAACAGUCUCCACCAACUGCCAGCUCUCUGCCUCCAUCGCAAGUGCUACAGUCAGCAGCAUUCAGCAGCUGCUUAUCAAACCAGCUCCCAUCAGUAAGACUUUGAUGACUCCGCCAUCUGGGCAGCAGUUUUCCACUAGUCCAAGCAAAACCGUGAUCAACUCGCACAUGGCUGGCGUCGACGACAUAUCAGUCCUUACAGGCAUGGAUUUGUCCGGCGAUGAGCUGGGCCCAUUAAACACAUCUUCUGAUAGUUUGAACGGGGCUCUGUCAGGGUGCUCCCAUCUGGCAGACUCACUAAUGACGUCAGAUGUGACAGCAGCAUCUAGUGUUUCAGAAGCAGAUGAAAGUCUGACAGGCAUGGUGCACAUUGUGGACUCAGACAUGCAGGCAUUUGACACUAUCAGUAAAGCUAAUCUUAGUGCCACUGAUGGUAUACCACUAGUCAACGGCAGCUGUUCCUCAUAUAUAAAGACUAAAGACUGUACUAUCAUCACUCAGACCUCUUCAUUAUCAUCCCCCAGUUCAUCGUUGCCCUUAGCUUUAUCUGAUUCAUCUGACUUUCUUCGUGUCUCCAAAUCAACCAAGUUAGUGUCCUCAAGUUCUCCAGAUUCCACAAGUAUUAUGCAGCCAGCACUCUAUCACAUGACCUUGAAUGUGCCAGUCAGUAAUCAAAGUUACAAGUCUGAUGCAUCCAUUAUGAUGUCAGACAUGUCAUUUCCCAACCAGGGAACAGCUGAGAUUAUGGACAGUGACAGUUGCCAACUUGAUGGCAUCUCACCCAUCUUAGCAUCCGAUGAACUUCAGGACAAUGGUAUCAGUAUUUUAUCUGAGCCAAUGCCAGGCAUUGAUGCCCAGGGAACAGAUGGGCAGAGCAUGGACUUGGGCCAAGUGGCUAUUUCAGAUUCAUUGGCCGGGGAAGAGGAUGGGCAGCUGUUUUUGUCUGAAGAUACGAGCAUUUACCAAAUAGAGGAUGGGACAAUCAUCAUACAGAAAGCAAAUGGUAACACAUACCAGCUGCAGGGGGCUCAGGGGCUUUCCCUGGAAACUGUUCAGGCUUUGUUAUCUGGGACACUGGACCAGCUGGUCGGAGUCGAUGUCACUGGGGAGGGCAUACAGACAGACAUGAACCUGCACUGA
This is a messenger RNA of Candidula unifasciata, 2427 nucleotides long. Lineage: Eukaryota; Metazoa; Mollusca; Gastropoda; Stylommatophora; Geomitridae. The record is from the annotation of a GenBank genome assembly.